Messenger RNA from Lachancea lanzarotensis, 843 nucleotides. Its product is annotated as LALA0S15e00232g1_1. NCBI's taxonomy places the organism in Eukaryota, Fungi, Ascomycota, Saccharomycetes, Saccharomycetales, Saccharomycetaceae. Gene Ontology annotation, biological process: membrane organization; endoplasmic reticulum tubular network organization. Gene Ontology annotation, cellular component: membrane; endoplasmic reticulum. The transcript has a single exon. The coding region runs from base 1 to 843 and encodes 280 amino acids. The record is from RefSeq and is a predicted model, not a curated record.
AUGGUUGUUCAAGAUGUCAUUAGGAAAAAGUCAAAGGCACGCGGUGACCCAGUGGCCAGACAAAAGCUAAUUUGGGCCGUUGGCCACGCAAUGACGGUGGGUUUAGGUGCCCUUUACGCACUAUUUUAUCUCUGGCAAUGCUUGACCAUGUACCGCUACAGAUCAUGGAAAACACUCUUUUUGAUUGCCAGACCUCCACACGUCGAUUCUAAAACGUGGUUGCAGCUGUUGUGGCGGUCUCUGCCGCAAAUUAGUUACCGAUUGUCUUUAGUUGGUGUUCUGGCAGCUUAUUCUGUGACCAGCUACCAAAAAUGGUUUUCGUUGAACCCUACCUGGUACGACCUUUUGAGCAGAGAGAAUUUUCAAAGCAUUCUAAUCGCAACGUUGUGGCUUUUCAGCAGAGCGUCACUUUUCAAAUUGGUGCCCUUUAUUCUCACUAGUUUCCUGCAUCUAACAGUGAAGCCGGAAAAGAAAACGGAUGUGAAAGAAGAUGGCAACAAAGAUGAGGUCAAGAAACCAUUGAAUGAGAAGGAUGGUAAGGAAACAAAACCUAAGGACAACACAACUACAUUAUUGCACAUUAUUGCGUACUCCGAGCUUAUUACGGUGGUUAGUCUAUUUUUCGACAUCAUCACAUUUAGGGAUGGUGUCGCUGGGUUUGUGCUGGCGAUUUAUAUGUCGAUCUACUGGCUAAGACUCAAUUUCUCCCCCUACGCCCAGGAAACGCUGCUGAGAAUUGUACUAAAAGUGGACAAAAAAAUUCCUCCCAAGUACCAAUCUCAGUGGAAAGACAUCAAGCAGUUCCUAUACCUGAGGAUGGAUGAGAGCCGCAGAAAGGAUUAG